AUGGUUUCUGUAGAUGAAGAGGGAUUAAUUGCUGGAUUCUAUAUGGGAAUUUUAGAUUGUGCAGUCAGAAAUAGUAGAAAUGAUUCUAAGAUUGACCCAAAGGUAUUAGAAAACUUGUCAUUGUAGGCUAGAAUGUGA
Paramecium tetraurelia is the source of this 138-nucleotide messenger RNA. RefSeq lists its product as uncharacterized. The record is from RefSeq and is a predicted model, not a curated record. The transcript has a single exon. NCBI's taxonomy places the organism in Eukaryota, Ciliophora, Oligohymenophorea, Peniculida, Parameciidae.